AUGGAGUUCAUCAUAUCUACUCAUUCCCACGAUCUCGUUGUGGAUGGAGAUACCCAGAUGCCCAUCAUCUCAGAUGAUGGGAAGUAUAUAUUAUUAAACAGAAUUGAAGAUAAUACCUUGCAGUACUGCCCAAUUGAAGUUGUACAGAAAGUAUUUGGAAUACCUGCAGUUCAAUUUGUAUCCAAUGAAGUACCUAAGAUGGCCACAUCAACUGUCCGACCUGUACCAUCAAAAGAUAUACUCAAUCAAGUACCUGAGGCGUCAGCUACAAAGGAUGGCGAUAGAUCAAGGAUUUCAUGGUCAAACAACAAUAUUUUAAAACUGUUUGAUACAUAUAAAGAACAUUCUUCUUUAUUUAAAGGCCAAACAAUCAGGCAUGAAAAAAUUUGGAAAAUGAUUUCUGAUAAAUUACCAGGAUUUACUACUGAACAAGUUAAAAAUAAAUUUAAAUACCUUAAGGCCCGAUUCAUAAAAAAAAUUGAAAAUAUGUCUGAUAAAGCUAGUGGCGACGAUAAAUCCCCUGCUAAAACGGAGACAGAAGUUGAGGUUUUGCCUGCAGAAAAUCCUAUACCAAAAGCUUCAGAAUCUUCAAAUCCAAAAGAAAAGAAACUUGGUAACCAUGUCGAAAAAAUGACUGAGGUGUUAACUCAAUUAAGACAGGACUUAAAUAGUCGAGAGGUAGAACGUGAAAGAAGGCAUGCAGAAAAUCUCAGGCAGACAGAAGAGUCAACAGCUGCCUUUAAGGAAUAUAUUCAGUUUAUGAAGGAAAAAGAAAAUAAAUAG
Molecule: messenger RNA, 783 nt
Organism: Psylliodes chrysocephalus
Lineage: Eukaryota; Metazoa; Arthropoda; Insecta; Coleoptera; Chrysomelidae
Source: the annotation of a GenBank genome assembly